Salvelinus fontinalis (brook trout) is the source of this 3663-nucleotide messenger RNA. RefSeq names its product sap30-like (gene sap30l). The coding region runs from base 525 to 1061 and encodes 178 amino acids. Gene Ontology annotation, cellular component: histone deacetylase complex. Lineage: Eukaryota; Metazoa; Chordata; Actinopteri; Salmoniformes; Salmonidae. The record is from RefSeq and is a predicted model, not a curated record. Gene Ontology annotation, biological process: regulation of DNA-templated transcription. The transcript is spliced from 4 exons. Gene Ontology annotation, molecular function: transcription coregulator activity; protein binding.
GGAAGAACUUCCGCUGCAGGAGCAGGGCAUGUUCAUUGUACAGGCUGUUCUGAAAGAAUACCGCGGCUAUUAAGGUGAAGUCUGAAAUACGUGAUUACUUCAAAGUUGUUUAAUCAGUGAAAGACGACUUUUGUGUUCCGAUUUAGUUUGAUAUGUGUUAACCGGUUGGAGCCGCAUGUACGAAUGAUCGAAAAGUAACGGUUGCACGUUGUACAAAAUCGACAUCACCGUUGUCGGCUCAGGAAUUUGUUCGCUAGCACAGCUAGCUUUGAUAGCAAGCCACCUUGUGGUCCUGUCUUGGCAUUCUAGCCUGUAUUGUGGUAUGGAUUUUUAUCCAUAGACAGUUUCUAGUUUGAUCAGGAAUCUCGUUAAAGUGUAAUUUUAAUUGUUGUAGUUUUUCGCAUUUGUUUAAUUUGAGAAAAACAGCUUUCUAGUUAACGCUUGUCUGUGAAGGGGUGGCAUUUUGGGAGGAGAAAAUAACGUUCUCAGUGGUUUUUACAAAAAACAUCCCCAAACCAAUAAUCAUGAACGGGUUCAGCACUGAAGAAGACAGCCACGACGGCCCCCCAGCGCCGCCGUUUUACGGCCAGACUUGUUGUUUGAUUGAGGACGGUGAGCGCUGCGGACGAUCAGCUGGAAACGCCUCCUUCAGCAAACGGAUCCAAAAAAGCAUAUCGCAGAAAAAACUAAAGUUGGACAUCGACAAAAGCGUUCGACAUCUCUACAUAUGCGACUUCCACAAAAACUUCAUCCAGAGUGUCCGUAACAAGAGGAAGAGGAAGACCAGUGACGACGGAGGGGAGUCUCCGGACCAUGACGUGGAAGUUCCAGAGGUGGACCUGUUCCAGCUUCAGGUGAACACGCUGAGACGCUACAAGAGACACUACAAGCUGCAGACCAGACCUGGCUUGAACAAGGCCCAACUGGCUGAGACUGUCAGUCGUCACUUCCGGAAUAUCCCGGUGAACGAGAAGGAGACUCUGACCUAUUUUAUUUAUAUGGUGAAGAGCACCAAAAGCCGACUGGACCAGAAGUCGGACGGUAGCAAACAGCUGGAGUAAAGGCCACCGAUUUUAACUUCCCAUACCAAGACUUGGACAUGGACACGUGUGUUUGAUAACAAGGUGUUUUUCGACAGGCAUCCAAAACUGAUCUUAAGACAGUUGUUGAGACUCCGCAGGGUAAUGUAAUGCUGUAAUGUGAAUAUGCUGAUAUGUACAAAAUGCACAGAUUAUGAAGAAAUCAGCAAACGGUAGAAUGCAAUGUAUGAUAACUGCCUUAAAGGUGUUUGUGUUUUUUGUUUUUGUUUUGCGUCGACUGUUAACAACUUUGAAGAAGAAAAAUGAUGGGUUUGUGCCAAACCAGAGUGUGCAAACUUAAGAUAUCAAUAAACUGGACAGGGUGCAUUUUGUGAAUGAAAAGAUCAUUUAAAAAAAAAAAAUGUUUUAGGAAGCGUUGUACAUUUUCCCUGUUGUCCAGCUAGUACUCAUUCUGUUAUCCGGUGGUGUGACAUGCAUGUGAAGACUGAGGAAGUUGAAUGAUGUAGCAUUUUGGCAGACCCUUUCACAUUUAUUUUUUUUCCUCUCACUCAGACUUUUCCCUCUCCCUCGAUCUUCUACACUGAAACACACACUCAGACUUUUCCCUCUCCCUCUAUCUUCUACACUGAAACACACUCAGACUUUUCCCUCUCCCUCGAUCUUCUACACUGAAACACACACAGACUUUUCCCUCUCCCUCGAUCUUCUACACUGAAACACACACACAGACUUUUCCCUCUCCCUCGAUCUUCUACACUGAAACACACACACACACAGACUUUUCCCUCUCCCUCGAUCUUCUACACUGAAACACACACACAGACUUUUCCCUCUCCCUCGAUCUUCUACACUGAAACACACACACAGACUUUUCCCUCUCCCUCGAUUUUCUACACUGAAACACACACACAGACUUUUCCCUCUCCCUCGAUCUUCUACACUGAAACACACACACAGACUUUUCCCUCUCCCUCGAUCUUCUACACUGAAACACACACACAGACUUUUCCCUCUCCCUCGAUCUUCUACACUGAAACACACACACAGACUUUUCCCUCUCCCUCGAUCUUCUACACUGAAACACACACACAGACUUUUCCCUCUCCCUCGAUCUUCUACACUGAAACACACACACAGACUUUUCCCUCUCCCUCGAUCUUCUACACUGAAACACACACACAGACUUUUCCCUCUCCCUCGAUCUUCUACACUGAAACACACACACAGACUUUUCCCUCUCCCUCGAUCUUCUACACUGAAACACACACACAGACUUUUCCCUCUCCCUCGAUCUUCUACACUGAAACACACACACAGACUUUUCCCUCUCCCUCGAUCUUCUACACUGAAACACACACACAGACUUUUCCCUCUCCCUCGAUCUUCUACACUGAAACACACACACAGACUUUUCCCUCUCCCUCGAUCUUCUACACUGAAACACACUCAAGACUGAAGUGGCGUUUCAGUUUUAAAAAAAAGUUAUUUUCAAAUAUUGUUGUCGAUGUUUUUUUUUAUAUAUAUUUGUUUUCUCUACCCGCUACCCUUUUUGUGAUAAAUAUAAGAACAGUACUUUUAGUUUAUCCUUGAUUGUAAGAUUUCUAUGUGAAGUUGUGUUUCUGGUGGGAGUAGCUAUUUCAACAAUUGUUUUUUAGAUUUGCUUUCAGCAAUUUGAGACUAAUUUUAAGCAAUUCAUUAAAGUUGUGUUCAUUCGAGUGGGAAAUGCCUUAUCACAAUAUGUUAUUUCCAAAGCAAAUGUUGUUGCGCUACUAACACGGGCACAAUAUAGAAAGUCUCAACUUGAGAGCAGUGAACUGCGUGUGAACCACUUAAAUUGCUUUCAACAGUGCACAAUGAGCACUGGCUGUACCUUUUUGCGUUAGUGUUUACAAUAUGUUAGUUCUAUUCUAUUGGAAUGUAUUUCUGAGGAAUUACAUUUACAUUUAACAGACGCUCUUAUCCAGAGCGACUUACAAGUACAUACAUUCAUACUUUUUUUGUACUGGUCCCCCGUGGGAAUCGAACCCACAACCCUGGCGUUGCAAGCGCCAUGCUCUACCAACUGAGCCACACGGGACCUGGAAUCAUGUCGCCCUGGACGUGUCAAGUCCAUUUCCUUUCCUGGCACGGUGUUGAAAUGAUGUGUGUCUAGUGGAUCACAGUACCAAUUAUAGUCACUGGAGGAAGAUGGGAGUUGGGUUUUGUUUCCUCUGUGUCACUAAUUAUGAGUUUCUUCACUUCAACACCGCUGUAUGUUCACUGGUUUGUUUGAGUCAGUGGUCUCUCCACAGAUGGUAUGCCUUUUUUUUUUUUUUGUAUUGAAUUGUUUAAAUUUUCCCUGUCCUUAUUUAAGUCCCAAGAAAUAAGUCAUGUCUGCUGCGUUCCAUGUUACACCAUCAGUUAGCCAUGUCGGGUGUGUCAUUGCUGAAUUAUCGAUGGCUUUUUUUUUCUCUUUUUUUUUGCCUUGUUAGCACCAUAUAGAGUUCCCCUCUUGAACAUAUUGGCUGUGCUGCGUUAAUACUGUAUUGGCUGUGCUGCUUUAAACCUAACUGUUGUAAUAGAUAAUACGUGUAUUUAAAAAUGGCUGCGUAUUGCUUUUAAUAAACGUAUUGUACAUAGAUAA